GCGGGACCCGGCCUGCGGAAGGGAUGCCCCGCGUCGCCACCCUCAGGGACACCCUGCAGCCCCACCUAGAAUGAUCCCCCCGGCGAGCAGCACCCCUCCGGGAGAGGCCGGCGUCCCCAGUGCGGCUCCUCAGGACUUCUGGAGGUCUCAGGUCUCCGCCUACUCGGGGUCCGUGACGCGGCACAUCAGCCACCGGGCCAACAACUUCAAGCGCCACCCCAAGAGGAGAAAGUGCAUUCGCCCCUCCCCGCCCCCGCCCCCCAACACCCCAUGCCCCAUCGAGCUGGUGGACUUUGAGGACCUGCACCCACAGAGGUCCUUCCGGGAGCUGCUCUUCAACGGCUGCAUUCUGUUCGGCAUCGAGUUCAGCUACGCCAUGGAGACCGCGUACGUGACCCCGGUGCUCCUCCAGAUGGGCCUGCCCGACCAGCUCUACAGCCUGGUGUGGUUCAUCAGCCCCAUCCUCGGGUUCCUGCUGCAGCCUCUGCUGGGUGCUUGGAGUGACCGAUGUACCUCAAGGUUUGGAAGGAGACGCCCUUUCAUUCUUGUCCUGGCUAUAGGGGCGCUGCUGGGCCUCUCGCUCUUGCUGAAUGGCAGGGACAUCGGGACAGCCCUGGCCGACACGGCCGGCAACCACAAGUGGGGCCUCCUGCUGACCGUGUGCGGGGUGGUGCUGAUGGACUUCAGCGCAGACUCGGCCGACAACCCCAGCCACGCCUACAUGAUGGACGUGUGCGGCCCCGCGGACCAGGACAGAGGCCUGAACAUCCACGCCCUCCUGGCGGGUCUCGGAGGAGGGUUCGGGUACGUGGUCGGGGGAAUCCACUGGGAUAAAACCGGCUUUGGAAGAGCCCUGGGCGGGCAGCUGCGCGUCAUUUACAUCUUCACCGCGGUCACCCUGAGUGUCACCACCGUCCUGACGCUGAUCAGCAUCCCCGAGAGGCCCCUGCGGCCGCUGGGCCAGAAGAGGACGGCCAUGAAGAGCCCCAGCCUGCCGCUGCCGCCGUCCCCGCCUGUCCUGUUCGAGGAGGGCGCCAGUGCCACCCUCCCCUGCCACACGGCCACCAGCUUCUCCAGCCCCAUCUCCCCGCUCAGCCCCCUCACGCCCAAGUACGGCAGCUUCAUCAGCAGGGACAGCUCCCUGACGGGCAUCAACGAGUUCGCCUCGUCCUUCGGCACCUCCAACAUAGACAGCGUCCUCAUCGACUGCUUCACGGGGGGCCACGACAGCUGCCUGGGCCUCCCCGGCAGCCUCCCCCAGCAGGCCCUGAGCGUCAGCUUCCCCCGGGCCCCCGACAGCUUCCACCGCCAGGACCGUGGGCUUCCAGAGAGGAGGGAGGGCGCCCUGACCUCCACCUCCGACGGAGAGGUUUUGCGGGUGGGCUCCUUGGACACCUCCAAGCCAAGGUCGUCGGGGAUUCUGAAGAGACCCCAGACCUUGGCCAUCCCGGAUGCGGCCGGAGGAGGGGGUCCCGAGACCAGCAGGAGGAGGAACGUGACCUUCAGUCAACAGGUCGCGAAUAUCCUGCUCAACGGCGUGAAGUACGAGAGCGAGCUGACGGGCGCCAGCGAGCGGGCGGAGCAGCCCCUGUCCGUGCGGCGCCUCUGUGCCACCAUCUGCAACAUGCCCACGGCGCUGCGCAACCUGUGCGUCAACCACUUCCUGGGGUGGCUCUCGUUCGAGGGGAUGUUGCUCUUCUACACGGACUUCAUGGGCGAGGUGGUGUUUCAGGGGGACCCCAAGGCCCCGCACACGUCGGAGGAGUAUCAGAAGUACAACAGCGGCGUGACCAUGGGCUGCUGGGGCAUGUGCAUCUACGCCUUCAGCGCCGCCUUCUACUCAGCCAUCCUGGAGAAGCUGGAGGAGUUCCUGAGCGUCCGCACGCUCUACUUCAUCGCCUAUCUCGCCUUCGGCCUGGGCACGGGGCUUGCCACCCUCUCCAGGAACCUCUACGUGGUCCUGUCGCUCUGUGUGACCUACGGGGUUUUGUUCUCCACGCUGUGCACCCUGCCCUACUCGCUGCUCUGCGACUACUACCAGAGCAAGAAGUUCGCAGGGUCCGGUGUGGAUGGCACCCGGCGGGGCAUGGGCAUGGACAUCUCCCUGCUGAGCUGCCAGUACUUCCUGGCCCAGAUUCUGGUGUCCCUGGUCCUGGGGCCCCUGACCGCGGCUGUGGGCAGCGCCAACGGGGUGAUGUACUUUUCCAGCCUCGUGUCCUUCCUCGGCUGCUUCUACUCCUCCCUGUUCGUCAUUUAUGAAAUUCCCCCCGGUGACACCGCGGACGAGGAGCACCGGCCCCUCCUGCUGAAUGUCUGACCUGCGGGAGCCUGGGCUCUGGCUGUGCCCUGCCUGGGGUCCGGAGCAGGCGGAGCCAGGAGAGACCAGAGGGCCUUGGUGGACAGGGGGACGGGCCUCCUGCUGGAAUGUAAAUAUGUGAUAAAAUAAUAAAGGACAGCAGCAAAGCCUA
Molecule: messenger RNA, 2468 nt
Organism: Lemur catta (Ring-tailed lemur)
Lineage: Eukaryota; Metazoa; Chordata; Mammalia; Primates; Lemuridae
Gene: SLC45A1
Product: solute carrier family 45 member 1
Exons: 9
Coding region: 71-2317 (748 amino acids)
Biological process (GO): transmembrane transport
Cellular component (GO): membrane
Molecular function (GO): sucrose:proton symporter activity
Source: RefSeq, a predicted model, not a curated record